UAUCGCAGCAUUCAUUGUUACUAGAAAUCGGUUUUUCAUCAACAGGAUCGGUUCUUGAGUGAAUUGUUUAUUCCUAUAUUUAUAAUGGAGAAUGUUUUUACAAAUGUUGUUCGGGCAUUCAUACUAUCAACCCUUAUAAUGACAUCACAGGCGAAAAAGCAUAAAACAUUCUAUAAAAUGGCUCCAAUAUACGUAAAUGACAAGCCGGCAAUAUUCGCGCACGCCGAGAGUCCAGUUUGGGAUGUUGAUACGCAAUCACUAUUCUUUGUAGAUGUGCACGGUCAAAAUGUGCAUCGUUAUGAUUAUGCCACCAAGAAAUUAUACACUAAACAUAUUGAUUACGGUCAAGUGAAUGUAGUAUCUUUAGUAGCUGGUUCUCGAAGGUUAUUAGUAGCGGUUCGUUCCGCGUUAUACUUGCUUGAUUGGAAUGUAACGGGUGAUGCAGCUUUGAGACUUCUCACUACGGUAGACCAAGGACUGCCUGACAAUAUCAUAAAUGAAGGAAAGCCAGAUGGCGAAGGACGGUUUUGGGCUGGUACUAAAGGCCCACAAAUAGGUGAUGACGUACAACCCGACAAGGCAACUUUAUAUAGUUUUGAACCGGAUCAAGAGGGUUACGUCGAACCACGCGUCGUCCUACGCCCGGUUUCUAUAUCUAACGGAUUGGCAUUUUCAUUGAAUAAUACUAUUAUGUACUAUGUCGAUUCGGCUACUCAAAAGAUCGAGGCGUUUGAUUAUGACGCGCAGAGAGGGGAAAUUAGUGGCAGACGAACAAUUUUGGACAUAACAACCUAUGGAUACGAUGAGGCAAUACCGGAUGGCUUGACAAUCGACAGUGAUGGACACUUGUGGGUCGCUCUUAUGUUUGGCGGAACUAUACUGCACAUAGACCCAGAGGCAAGACAAGUUAUAUAUGGGUACAAGCUGCCCGGCGUACGAACAACCUCUAUUUGUUGGGGAGGCCCUGAUUUAGAUGAACUUUAUGUCACCACGGGACGAGAAAAAGACGUCAUCGAACCGUUCGCAGGCGCCAUCUUUACGAUAAAGAAUACUGGCAGCCGAGGAGUUCCCGCGCAUACAUUUAGAUACGACAAUGCGGAUAGUUAUUAAAUAAAAACAAUUUCUUAACCUUGUU
Pieris rapae (cabbage white) is the source of this 1135-nucleotide messenger RNA. Its product is annotated as regucalcin. NCBI's taxonomy places the organism in Eukaryota, Metazoa, Arthropoda, Insecta, Lepidoptera, Pieridae. Gene Ontology annotation, molecular function: calcium ion binding; gluconolactonase activity. The record is from RefSeq and is a predicted model, not a curated record. Gene Ontology annotation, biological process: L-ascorbic acid biosynthetic process. Bases 85 to 1110 code for a protein of 341 amino acids. The transcript has 6 exons.